UUUCAGGCUGGCGCGCGCGCUGUUCAAAACACUGGGAGCAGAAACGCGCGAGGAUAAAACUGCACAGCCACCAACAAUUACAGCAGGUUAUUGUUAUAAAAAGCUUUCCGUCUAGAGGUUCUCAGUGUCACUGUGUGCAGGUGAACUUUAAAAAUGAUUCCCACCGCGACCAGGAAGCGAAAGCUCCCAUCUGUGGACUCAGACAGUAACCCAGCAAAAAAGGUCUUGGAGGAGUUGUCCCCAGUCAAGAGGAGAUCUCCGAGGGAAAAGCCAGCUGAGCAUCAGUCUGCACAGAAAUCCCCACUGAAAGAAACAGACUCACCGACCAGAUCUCCUCGCAAAUCUCCACGGAAACCUUCUGUAGUUACGAGCUCCUUCUAUGGGAAACAGAAGCCCAUGUAUCUCACCCCACUUGAGAGAAAGGUGAUAAAGGAGUGUUUGCCCUCUCAUCAUGCUGCCCUUCCCUCUCCUCCUCCUCCUUUGGCUAAAAAGGCAGCAAAGAAAACGAGUAAAAGUACCAAGACUGUUAAGAAAGGCAGCAAACCCAGGAAGAAAUCUUUAGGAUCUAAUAAAGGAGGGAAGAUGGACAGCAAAAGUUACUUAAAGGCUACAAAAUCCAUCAGUCUGUCCGAGCUGAAGAGCAGAGCUGCUGCUAAACCAGCAUCCAGCGUUGCCACGGCGCCCGCCAGCAGCAAACCGGUGGACUCCAGGAAGCCCGCCCCCCUCGUUCUCAGCACCCUGAAGCCCAAACCCAAGAUCUUUGUCGGAGCCGCUUUCUUCGGCACGGGGAAGAAACCCAGCUCAAUGUACAAGAGAUCUGCCCCAAAGGCUUCCUCCAGGCCGGGAUCUGUCACGGCGAAGGCCAAAGCGGCGCCAAAGCAGCAGAAACAACAGAAACAACAGCAGGAGGAGGUUCUGGAGACGAAGCAGGAGGAACCACAGCAGCAAGUGGAGGAGAAGGACCAUACGAGCAGUAAGCAGAGAGUGGAGUUUGACCCCACAGACUGGGACGACUUUGCUGACGAAGACCCUCAAACAUUGAGCCCCCCAAGUUCACGGAUGAAAACAUACAGAAUCAACCAGGAGCUGAAGAUUGUGUUGUCCAGGACCCCGACGCCAAGUCCAGGCUCUGCAGUUUCAGCCAUAAUUGCCAAGGAUGACUCUCUAACUUUAGAAGACCCUGAGCCCAGCUUUGACAUCAGUGAAAUAAAUUCCACUAAAUCAGCCUCAACCCCAUCUAGAGAGUCUGCAGCAGCUGUGUAUCCCAUAUUCGGUUCGGCCUCAAAAAGGUCAAAGGUCGCCGCUCUGCGGCCGGCGUCCUGCAGCACCCCCUCCGGAUCGGGGACCCCGCUGCAGAAUCCCCCCGCCGCCUCAAAGGAGAGAAACCUCCGCAGGAGGAAGGAGAAGCAGGACAGCGACCAGCUCAUUAUCGACGCCGGUCAGAAGCAGUUUGGAGCCAGAACCUGCGUCUCCUGCGGGAUGGUUUACAGCGCCGACAACCCGGAGGACAACUUCCAACACACCCAGUUCCACCAGAGAUUCCUCAACUCCAUCAAAUUUGUUGGUUGGAAAAAGGAGCGAGUGGUCGCUGAGUUCUGGGAGGGAAAAAUCAUCCUGGUCCUGCCCGACGAUCCCAAAUAUGCAGUUAAAAAGGCUGAGGACGUGCGGUGUGUAGCGGACAGCGAGUUGGGCUUCCAGCAGGCCACUCUGAGCCGGCCGGCGCAGGCCAAAACCUUCCUGUUCAUCAACUCUGAGCGGCUGGUGGUGGGAUGCCUGGUUGCUGAACCCAUCAGACAGGCCUACAGAGUCCUGGAGCAGCCGGACCGUCAGAAGGACAUGAGGAGAGACGACUUCAUGGAGCGCCACCGGGCCUGGUGCUGCUCCACCGUGCCAGAGCCCGCCCUGUGCGGCAUCAGCCGGAUCUGGGUCUUCAGCCUGGCCCGGCGCCAGGGCAUCGCUACCCGCAUGCUGGACACCGUCAGGAGCUCGUUCACGUACGGCAGCCAUCUAACCAAGGAGGAAAUCGCCUUCUCAGACCCGACGCCCGACGGGAAACUGUUUGCCACCAAGUACUGCGGCACGCCCGCCUUCCUCGUAUACAACUUCGUCGCAUGAAGUUCGGAGAGUUCACGUUAAAGGUGCAGCGCCGGGUUUAGGCGUCUCGUUCAUAUGCAAAGAUCUUCAGGUUCCUCUGUGACUGUCAGGAGUUUUAAAAUUUAAAGUCCAGCCUGUUCAGAAUAGAGAUUUUAGACGUUUUAUGCUUCUGUAUUUAUUCUGUGCUGCUUGUUUUUUUUCCUAAUGAGGUUAAUUCACAGGAUAAACAAAAUGUUUUUAUGUUAUCUACAUUUCUCUUUUCCCCUUUGGGAGGACGAGCUUGUUUUAUGGAGGGAAAAUGUUCACGCACACCAACUUUUGUUGUAAGGUGGAUGCCAUUACGAAGAAGCAUUUCUACUUUGUACAUAGAUUUAAUAAACUGAAUGCCUUUGUUUCAUGA
This is a messenger RNA of Menidia menidia (Atlantic silverside), 2494 nucleotides long. Lineage: Eukaryota; Metazoa; Chordata; Actinopteri; Atheriniformes; Atherinopsidae. The record is from the annotation of a GenBank genome assembly.